Messenger RNA from Cuscuta epithymum, 637 nucleotides. NCBI's taxonomy places the organism in Eukaryota, Viridiplantae, Streptophyta, Magnoliopsida, Solanales, Convolvulaceae. The record is from the annotation of a GenBank genome assembly.
GGAGUAGAAAUGAAGUCCUGGGAACAUACGGAGUACUUUCUGCAUCCUCAGUAGUUUAAAUAGUAGUUUUCUGGUUUCUAAUCUCUAACUCAACAAAAAAAAAAUCAUCCUUGUUACUAUCAUUAAUGGAGAAUUUGAGAUCUAAAUCAACAAGAGAAGGAGGCAACUGGCGGCAGCCUAGUGGUUUCCCCCCAACAAGCAGCAGGAAUGAUUUCAGAAGUUACAGCACUUCAUCUUAUGCUGCUAAUAACAACAACGAGAAUGAGGAAGUGAAAAGGAAGACAGCGAAGAGAAGCAAGAGCAAAGUCGUCGUAUCACCGUUAUCGUCUCAGAGCUUUCGUGAAGCAGAAGAGCAGAGGAAAAAGAGAGUUGAGAGUUACCGGGCUUUCGCUAAGGACGGGAAGGUGAAGGGCUCUUUCAGGUGGAUCAAAGCUCAUUUGUUCUCUGCCUGCAGGUGUUAGUGGUGUACUCCUCCACUACAUGAGUGUAAUAUAUUCUAUAUAAAGAAUAGAAUCUCUGAUCUAAAUAAUUCAUCUAUAUAUCCUCAUCUCUUCCUCUAUAAAGAAUAGAAUCUCUGAUCUUAAUAAUCCAUCUAUAAAUCCUCAUCUCUUCCUCUGUAUUACUAUAUAUUACUCCC